Messenger RNA from Magnolia sinica, 1050 nucleotides. RefSeq lists its product as uncharacterized. The coding region runs from base 1 to 1050 and encodes 349 amino acids. The transcript is spliced from 3 exons. The record is from RefSeq and is a predicted model, not a curated record. NCBI's taxonomy places the organism in Eukaryota, Viridiplantae, Streptophyta, Magnoliopsida, Magnoliales, Magnoliaceae.
AUGCUUGCCAAGAUUGGCUUGUACAAUGCUAUAGAAGUUACAUCUCAGUACUUCUAUAAGGAACCAACAGUGAUGAAGGGUUUUCUUGAGUACUGGUCACCUACUACCAACUCUUUCCACUUGCCAUUUGGCCUUCCACUAACAGGCAAGUUCUAUGAUGAAUUCGUCCUGUCUAAUAGAGAGCUGGCCUUCGUAUCUUCCCCUGAUCGCAAGCCUUCUAUCUCUGAGACCACCAUUGAACUCUUCAGAGAGAUGGAAAAAUUUCCAAACAUCCAUAAGCUCUCCUUUGCAGUAGCUAGCACAUUUCACGAGGGCCCUCAGCUGACAGAGUUUCGUGAUAAUAUUAAGGAGAAAGCAGAUUACAGUUUAUUCGAGGAACUCGCAGGCUUCUUAGCUUACUGGCUGAGCAUCGUGGUACUUCAAAGCUUGAAAUGGGUAAAUGCUAUUCGCCCCACGGUCUUUGUCGUUGCCGAUGCUUUAACAGAAGGACACAAGUAUUCUCUUGCACCUCCAGUACUGUGUUUUAUUUACAGAGCCCUCGGAGAUGUAGCCACCCAUGUCAAGAACCUUACCAUUGGAGCUUCAUCAGCACACACUUCAUGGCAUUAUUUCACAGGUUGGCUGGGAGUCUACUUUCCUUGGACUUUCGAAGCGCCAGAGAAGGCGUAUGUUCAUCCUGCACAUCUCCCGCUCUGGUUCUUCCAACAAAGGGUUAUGGCCAAAAGGUCAUACAACUGGGUGGCCAACAAAAUCAGAGAUACUGAUCAAGUGGAUUUCUUCCAAUUCCGUCUCCAUCUCUAUAUCGAAGAUACAAACAUGGUGGACCAGGCUAAACUCAUAGUAGCAGAAAGAGCUUUCUUCCUCUCCAUUCGCUCUUGCAGUUUACCCCUUCGAGAAGGAACAAAGUUUUGGCGAGAGCCCUAUUAUCCCAGUCGCUUCGCUCGUCAAUUUGGCUACGACCAAGCUGUGCCAGAAGACUGCGGAUUGGUCACUAAGAGAAUGUGUUGCUACGGAACCAGUCCUAUUAAUUGGGCCAUGAUAUGGAAAUAG